AUGGCGCCAUCAUCGCUCGCGGCGCAGUUGGCGCAAAUCGCCGUCAACUCCAAGAGCACCCUCAACGUCAAGGCGCAGAAGGCCGCGCACGCCAAGUCCUUGAUUUUCGAGCCCAAAGUUGCUGCCGGCCAGAGUUUCCAGACCGUGUACGAUAUUUGCCAUGAGGGCUUCGAGGAACUAUGUCGCCUCGAUGCUCGGUUCCUUCCGUAUGAGCAGACACUGUUCAGCGAGCAAAGUCAAGACGAAGACCGCACGCAGAUGACCGCCGCCGAAAAUGCCGAACUGGACAAGACCGCACAGGCUUUCUUGCGCCUAGUCGCGGGGAGGCUGAGGCUCAUGCCGGCUAUCAAGGCCGUAGAGUGGCUUGUACGGAGAUUUAGGAUACACGAAUAUAGCACGUCCUCCCUCAUAACGACGUUCCUACCUUACCACUCUGCGCCACUCUUCGUCACGCUCAUGUCCAUCCUUCCCACAAAACUGCCAAACCAGUACAGAUUCCUCGACCCAUACGUGCGAUCUUUGACUGCACCUCCUAGGGCUAUUCUGGUCCAACAAGCAAUUCACCAUUUCGAGCUCUUGUCGGGAAUAUCAGAUGCAACAUUGGAAUCAUGCCGAGCGCAACAGCAUUACCCGGGCCUAAUCUCAUUCUGGGGUGGUUUAAUGACUGAGGCUAUCAAUGGCAUGCUGGAUCACAUGAAAUCGGGCAGGAGGGCCCUUCAGAAAGAUCAUGACCAAGACCUUCUCCAGAAGAUCCUACCCAUUCUCAGUGAGACUCUGAUGAUGAAAAAGGUCCCUGGCCUUCAAAUUGCGAGCUAUAUGGUCAUAUCCGUCUAUGCUUCGAAGGGCGGCCUAGAGGAUGCUGUGCUCCUGGAAUUUAUGCAUCAACUAGUCUUGGGUUGGUCGAGUGAGACUGUCAGGCCCGGAUUGGUCUGCCUGUCCAUUCUCGCCCAGUGCAGGUCCGCCAAGCAGCUCUCAUGGAGAGUGGCUAAGUCAUUAGUCAAAGUGCAAGACUUGGAGGUGUUACUGCAGGACCUACAGAAGGAGCACCGAGUUGACAAGCUGGCCAACGGUCUUGCGAUUGCUCUAGUCGAAAGGCUCACCAAGAAGGGCGAAGUUCGAGGGCUCCCGUUGAUCAAAACGAUCCUCUUAGCGCAAAUGCUAAGCGAGAAGCAAUCAUCGGUUAUCAUCCGAUCCUUGCUCGUGGCUGGACACAAGAUUUCCGACGAAGUUGAUGAAGACGGACAAGCCCGGAAACAGCUGGGACAAAUAAUUGUGGCUCUCUCCCAGGCUCCCGAUCAAGCCGGAGAACUAUUCCGCAAAGUCAUUGAGGAGGCUGAGUUCGAUAUUGAUGAGCUGGAGCUGAAACUCAAGGCGUCAAUCCGCCCAAAGAAGGCUGUCAAGUCGAAUGGAGAAGGCAACAAAGCCUUGACUGACGGUGCGGAAGCCGCUUUGGCUGAAGAACUGGAUUUGGACGCUGGCCUCAGCCGACUGUCGAAGCAUAAGAAGCCUCCAGCUCGCACCUGUCUGUCCAGCGACUCAGACCCCAUCUUUGAGGAGCUUUGCCAGAUUUUCAUAUCUGCUGCUUCAGAUAAGUCGGCCUUGCUGAAGCUGGAUGAGGCCCCCAUACUCGACAGCGAAUCUGCGCCCUCUGAUUGCUUCUACUUCUCUUUCUACAUGCGUAUGUGGCUUGGUCCAUAUCCGAUUCUGGCUCGAGCACGUGCGCUUGAGAUGGCCAAAAGUCGACUGCAACAGCCAGACUGCUCGAAAAUCGACUUCCAGGCACUCCAGCCCUACUGCAUCGCUGCUCUGGGAGACCCAGCAAAGAAGGUCCGCCGUGCUGCAGCUGAGUUGCUUGCCGUGCUGCAAACAAACAAUAGCGAUAGCGGAACCCGCAAGAAGAAUGAAACGCCAUGGGGUUCCCGAGCAUUGUACAAGACGGGACAAGAACCCAAGUGGAUGACACCCGAGGCCAGUCGGACCUUGCUUCAAGAGGUUGUUAUCCCCGCGCUGGAGGAAUCCAUCAUGCACGAAGAUCACAUCACCGCUGCCCUCAAGGAAGCUCUUGGAAGCUCAAGCAAGUCCUCAACGGAGAAAGAGGCGUCGAAAAAGGGACACAUCUCCUCAAGUGUUCGCGCUGCCAUUUUCAGCUUUCUAGCAUCGCAUGUAGUCGAGUCUCCCUUGUUGAACUUCGACCUCAGACUGCUCAAAGCCUUGAACCAGGUGCAAAAAGUCGGCAGCACCUCCAGAACUCAACUACUUUUGCCCUCUUUGCAGUGGUGGUCUGGACUCGGCCAUGAUGAGGCUCUCAACUUGCUCAACAAGGAAGGAUUAGAUGGAGACAAGGUCACCGCGAGCUUCGUUGAUGUCGUUGUGCCAAACGACUCUACCGGGCUUGACUGUCUCUUCGAUAUCGUGGAAGGCAAUCGAGCAGAGGAGCGUCCAGAUCUUGUGCGCUGCGUCUUCUCCAGAAUACGCAAGAUGUGGCCGUCAAUGAAAGACAGGAUCAAAAAGGAGGUUGCACAAAAGGCCCUAAACCUCUCGCAGCGGGAGGGCAUGGUCUCAGAAGAAGCACUCGAGCUACUUAGAAGCGUACCCUUAACUACGGAGAUUCUUCUAGACUUCCUCGGGUCUCUCCAAGAUGUCACACAACUUGCAGUGGAAGCGCCUACAAGCAAGCGGAGAAGAACGAGCUCAUCAGAACACCAUCGAUCGGCUGAUCCGCACAACUCCCCGGAGCUCGCCGCUGCGUUGAGUAAGGUUACUGUUGUUUUGCACCUGGUCGAGUCGUCGAAGCCGGGCGAGCAUCCCGAGCUGCUUCAGAGCUUGUUCAUGAUUUUGUCAGAGCUUCAGACAUUCAGGACCCUUAUAGGGUCCGAACUGGGUUACCUUCAGAACUUGGUGCUCAGUAGCUUGUUGGCCAUGAUGCCCACAUACCGCGAUGACAAGAACCUCAAGAUCGACACAUCAGUUGGUCACGGAGACGUGUUGGUGUCUUGCAUUCAAAAGUCUUCGAGCCCCGCUGUGCAGAACUCGGCCCUUCUUUUGGUUGCAAGUCUGGCCAAGACUGCCCCUGAUGUUGUCCUGCACAGCGUCAUGCCCAUAUUCACAUUCAUGGGAAGCUCUGUGCUCCGGCAAAGCGACGAUUACUCUGCGCAUGUUAUCAACCAGACCAUUCGAGAGGUGAUACCGCCAUUGAUUGAUACCUUCCGCAAGGGACGAAGACACCUCGUUGCUAGUGCAUCAGAGCUUUUGGCAAGCUUUGUCAUUGCUUAUGAGCACAUACCUUCUCACAGAAGACAAGGCCUUUUCAUUUCCCUGGUUGAAAAUCUCGGACCACAGGACUUCCUCUUCGCGCUGGUGGCCAUGUUUGUCGACAGAUAUGGAACGUCUGAUAACAUCCAGACGUUUACAGCCGACCUGAUGAACCACUUCAACGUGGAGACCCAACUGCAGACGUUGAUCAAAUUCCUUGAUCUCGUGGCCGACAUGUUCAAACCAAAGCCGAAUCUUUCCGCCGUUAUGUUUGGAAAGAAGGAGGGAGAUGAAGAGAUCAACAAGACGGCGUUGAAGCAACUUACUCUACUGCCUCAUCUUCUAGCCAGUCGAUCGCUUAAGCGGGAAGUAGGGAAGCUAGCCGAGCGGGACGACAUGGAAACUGCAAAGAUCCGCGAGCUCUACGCACAACUUCUAGAAGACGUUCUCACGGUGGCUGACACCGUCAAGACCAGAAAGGCACUGCACAUCCGUUGCGGCGACGCACUGUCCAACUUACUGAACCUCCUCUCGGUAGGCGAGUUCAUCAAGUCGGUUGAAACCCUACUUGAUCGGCCGAACGUUGGUCUCCGGCAGAAGGUCCUACGCGCACUUGAGACACGCGUGGAUAAGGAGAAACAGGGUGAUGCGCAGUCAAGAACAGCUCUCCUAGCGUUCUUGCCUCAGCUGACCGCUGUCAUUCGCGACUCAGACGACAUCCAUUACAAGCAUACCGCUGUCAAUUGUGUCGACAAGAUUUCAGAGAAAUAUGGCAAGAAGGAUUUGGAGGCUGUUGCAGCGGCCGCCUCGACUAUCGCGGGCAAGCAAUGCCUUGGUCAAGACGACAGGCGUCUCCGUAUCAUGGCUCUACUUUGUCUUGCGUCACUUGUCGAUGUGCUACAGGAUGGCAUUGUCCCGAUCCUGCCCACAGCCAUUCCGAAGACGUUGGAGUACCUGUCCAUCUCAAUUGACGGCGUGGACUCUGACACAGAGCUUCACGACGCUUGCUAUGCUCUCAUGACAGCACUGGCUCAAUAUUUGCCGUACAUGGUAUCUGGGGCCUAUCUGGAUCAACUCUUGAUUGUGUCGAAUAAGUCUGCAGAGUCGACUGUCGAUGACGACGUACACGACAACAGGAAACAAUGUCUGCACUUCCUUGCGAAGCAGCUAGAUGCCAAGGUGCUUUUCAACGCAUUGCAGAAGAACUGGUCGUCCGCAAUGGACGCCGGCUACUCGGUAGGACAAGACACUCGGUCUCAAAGAUCAACGGCUAACGGUUUACAGGCCAUGAAUGAAUUUGUCGAAAUCCUCGGUUUCGGUAUUGACAAGCAUUCAAAAGCGGAAGUCGCCAAGAACGUGUCAUCCUUAUCCGCCAUCUUCCUGGCCACCUUUGAUCUUCGCCGCCUUGAACAAGUCAAGUCGCGAACAAACGCAAGCCAGUUGGAAGGCCUAGAAGAAUCAAUCAACGAUGUGGCCUUGAAGAUGAUAUACAAGCUGAACGAUGCGGCCUUCAGACCAAUCUUCACUCAGCUUAUUGAGUGGUCCAGCUCUGGGCUUCCUAAGUCGGACAUACUCGGCAUCACACUUCGGCAACAGAGCGUCUACGGAUUUCUCUACAAGUUCUUUGAUAGUCUCAAGUCGAUCGUCACAAGCUAUAGCUCCUAUGUCGUCGACCAGGCUGCCAAGAUCCUGCAAGAAACCGACAUAAAGGACGCCGCGCAGCGCGAGCUCUGGAGACGUGUUCUCAGGACUCUCACCAAGUCCUUCGAGCACGACCAAGACGACUUUUGGCAGGCACCUUCACACUUCAGCGCCAUAGGGCCUGUUCUAGUUCAGCAGUUCCGCCACGCGUCACACGUAGAUCUCGGUGAGGAUCUGUCCCCGGCCGUGGUGGAGCUCGCGAGCGCGGCCGACUCCCAAGAACACCAAAAGGAGCUCAACGCAACGCUGCUCAAGCAUCUGCGGAACGAGACGCCAGCUGUGCGAUUGGCCGUUGUAAAAUGCGAGCAGGAGCUUGUGGACAAGGUGGGAGAGGAGUGGCUGUCCAUGUUACCUGAGAUGUUACCGUACAUCAGUGAGCUUCAGGACGACGACGACGAGGUGGUCGAUAGGGAAACACAUAAGUGGAUCGUCAAGAUAGAAGGGGUUUUGGGUGAAAGUUUGGAUUCAAUGCUGCAGUAG
Diaporthe amygdali is the source of this 5433-nucleotide messenger RNA. RefSeq lists its product as uncharacterized. NCBI's taxonomy places the organism in Eukaryota, Fungi, Ascomycota, Sordariomycetes, Diaporthales, Diaporthaceae. The record is from RefSeq and is a predicted model, not a curated record. Gene Ontology annotation, biological process: maturation of SSU-rRNA from tricistronic rRNA transcript (SSU-rRNA, 5.8S rRNA, LSU-rRNA); positive regulation of transcription by RNA polymerase I. The transcript has 2 exons. Gene Ontology annotation, molecular function: snoRNA binding. The coding region runs from base 1 to 5433 and encodes 1810 amino acids. Gene Ontology annotation, cellular component: small-subunit processome; t-UTP complex; 90S preribosome.